AUGAUGCGACCCAAAGACCUGCGGCAGGGCUCCGGCACCAAGACCUUCCUGGACGCCAUGCACGGCGGCAAGGUGCACCUGGCGCGCUUCAUCCUGGACGCGCUGGACGGACGCAUCAUCAACUCCAAGACGGAGAGCGGCCGGACCCCGCUCAUGUUCGCCGUGCGGCUGCAGGAGCCCGGGGCCCGCGCCAAGUUCGCCCGGCUGCUGCUGGAGAAGGGCGCCGAGGUCAACCUCCAGGACGAGGACGGCCGCACCGGGCUGAGCCACGCCUGCGAGCUGGGCCACCUGGAGGCCGUGAAGCUGCUGGUGCAGUUCAACGCCGACCCCGACGUGGCGGACGCCUGGGGCAACAACGCCCUGAUGUACGCCGCCUUCUCGGGCCACGCCGCCGUGCUGGAGUUCCUGGUGCGGGCCUUCAAGAGGCUGGGCUUCAAGCUGGACCGCACCAACUGCGCCGGCCACUCGGCCCUGCAGGUGGCCGGCUUCUUCGGCCACAACCAGUGCGUCCAGAUCCUCAGCUUCCCCUGCAGGAGCCGGGCCGCCGGGGCCGAGGACCCCCCCGCCGACACCGGGUGUUCCUCCGUGUCGCCCGGGGAGGGACACCCGCCCAGCCGGCUCCCCCGCCACAUCCUGGAGCGCUUCUCCAAGCAGCUCGGCAACACUGAGCAGCAGCGUCAGCUCCCGGGGGUGUUCCACCGACAGCUGAGGGCGGCGGACGCCAUGGGCCUGUGGAACCGCUUCAGCUGCCCCGCCGGCCAGCCGCCGGAGGACAGCCACCAGCGCCUCCAGCACCCCGCUCCCCCUCAGCCCGAUAACAGCGUGCUGUCAACUGCCAAGCAGCUCCACAACUGCCAGCUGAGAGACCUGAGAGGCGCAACAACAGUGAACUCCGCGCCAACUCCGAGCCAGACGGAUGUCAAGCGCGGCCCCCUGCGAGGGACCCUGGAGGCCUUCCCCCUCUGGGGCAAGGCAAAGUCGUUUAACUCGGACCUCCUGAGCGGCAGGAAGCAGUCCUACCAGGGAGAGGUGCGGGACGGCAGCUUGUCUGCCAGCAGGCUGAAGAGGGCCUCGCUGCAGGACGAGCGAUCCCUCCUGGACAAGACGGAGUGUCAGGGCCACCGCCGCAGUCUGGCGGCCGACGGCGACAAAACCAACACGCUGGUGAAAGCACAGCUGAGCGGGAAGACCCCCGCUGAUCAGCUGACCGGCGGGUCACUGAAGGAGCGGGCCUGCGACCAGCUGGCUUCCUGCCCGGGCUGGAGGGGGGAACAGCAGCUCAAGAGGGGAAGCAUCCCCGCCAUCGGCAGCAGGAACAAGCUGCUCUUCAUCAGAGGGGAGACGGGGGACCCCCGGAAGGCGUCGGAGCACGGGCACGCGGCGGGCCUGACGGGGCUCGGGACCAGGCUGCUGAGACGGUUCACCGCCCCGGACUUCAUGAGGAUGGUGAUAGACUGCUCCUCGGCCAACUCCUCCUCCGCCUCCUCCACGCACAGCCGGGGCCGGAUAUCCCGCUCGGAGACGUUCCCGCUGUCGCACCAGCAGGUGAACAGCCAGCCCAGCGUGGACAGUAUCAGCGGGGUGCGGUGCGAGUUUGACAGCAGCUCCUGCUCCCAGGCCACGCUGGGCUAG
Gadus chalcogrammus (walleye pollock) is the source of this 1632-nucleotide messenger RNA. It is a transcript of the gene ankrd63, whose product is annotated as ankyrin repeat domain-containing protein 63. The coding region runs from base 1 to 1632 and encodes 543 amino acids. NCBI's taxonomy places the organism in Eukaryota, Metazoa, Chordata, Actinopteri, Gadiformes, Gadidae. The record is from RefSeq and is a predicted model, not a curated record. Gene Ontology annotation, molecular function: protein binding. The transcript has a single exon.